AUGCUAGAGAUUUCAGGGUAUGGAUGUUCUUUUCAAGAGCUGGAUCAGAUGAGGCAUUUCUUGGGGAAGUUGGAAUGUCUCGAAACUGUGAAAGUUGGUGUUGACGCAGACAACAACAGUAAGCUCUUGCGAGCUAAUUUGCUGUCUCUCCCCAGACUUUCAUCAGAAUGCAACAUCCAAUUCAUCUGA
Messenger RNA from Camelina sativa (false flax), 189 nucleotides. Its product is annotated as FBD-like domain family protein. Lineage: Eukaryota; Viridiplantae; Streptophyta; Magnoliopsida; Brassicales; Brassicaceae. The record is from RefSeq and is a predicted model, not a curated record.